UCAUCUUGCAAGGUGCCGAUUUGCGUGAAUGGUGGUACACUGAGCGAGUCCAAGACUCAAUGUCUUUGUUCAAAAGGAUACAGCGGGCCUCACUGUGAAUAUGAAGAAUGCACAGAGCCAUCACCGGUCACAUUCUCAACAGAUGCAAAGACGUUGGUGCUUGUCGUUGAAGUCACAAAACAAAGCCUAGAGGCGGUGAAAGGGCUCACUUCUCGACUGGAAACGAUCGUCAAUGAUGCCAUCGCCGAUCACCCCAAUUGGUUUGCAGACUACGUCCUUGUCACUUUUGACUGUAAG
Ostertagia ostertagi is the source of this 297-nucleotide messenger RNA. Lineage: Eukaryota; Metazoa; Nematoda; Chromadorea; Rhabditida; Trichostrongylidae. The record is from the annotation of a GenBank genome assembly.